This is a messenger RNA of Cuscuta campestris, 2626 nucleotides long. NCBI's taxonomy places the organism in Eukaryota, Viridiplantae, Streptophyta, Magnoliopsida, Solanales, Convolvulaceae. The record is from the annotation of a GenBank genome assembly.
UCUCCCUUCUCUGAAGUACUCAAAUCUGUGACAAUGGAGGCUCUGUUCCAAGAAUUCAUAGCCACAUCAAACGACUUCGUCUACAACCACCACUCGAAUAACCCAGUGGAUUCCCAGAUGCGAUUCCUCAACACCAAUCAUCUCCUCCAGAUGAAGAAACCUCCUGCUCAUCAUCAACCCCAAGAAACAGGGGAAGAAGAAGGUGACUACCCUGCUACGACCCUCAAGUACAUAAGCCAGAUGCUGAUGGAGGAAGAGGACCUGGAGACUCAGCCUUGCAUGUUCAGAGACUGUAUGGCUCUCCAAGCCACCGAGAAGUACUUCUCCGAUGCUCUCAACGGCACCGCCGCCGGCGUCAUUCCUCUGCCGCCGCCGGAAGGGUUCUCCUGGACCAGUUCUCUGACCAACUCCUCCUCCUCUUCCGAUGAACCUUCCUUCGAUUUGAGUCCCCCCGUCGCCAACGGUUCCCCCGAGGGAAAGGGGAAAAGGAACCACAAUUCCACUUCUUCUUCCUCGGAAAAUGAUCAAGAGCCCAGGAACAAACAAUUGGCGAGUUACUCCGACGAAUCCGAGGUCGCCUUCGACGAUUUGUUUCCCUGUACCAGGAAAGACCCAAAGUCUGAACAACCAUCACAGCAGAGUGAGCAAUCCAAGGGGGGAAGAGGACGAGGAAGAAGAGGGAAGAAGAAAACGAAACAGGAAUUCGUGGAUUUCAGAAGCUUACUGACCCAAUGUGCAAACUCCAUGGCGAAUCAAGAAAUCAGGACAGCCAUGGGGACUCUGCAGAAGAUCAGGCAGCACGCCACUCCUCAGGGCAACGGAAUCGAAAGGGUGGCGUUUUACCUCGCCAACGCCCUCGACGCCCGCCUGAACGGGGCGGGAACGUCGCUCUACACGUCUCACCUUCCCGGCAAUACAUCGGCGGCGGACGUCCUGAAAGCUUAUCAGAUGUAUAUCGCCGCCAGCCCUUUCAAGACCGCCUCCGCCAUGAUGGCCAACAAAUACAUCGGGAAGCUUGCGGCCACCAGAGGAGCAGCCAGGCUGCACAUCAUUGAUUUCGGAAUUCUGUAUGGUUUCCAAUGGGCGUGUCUGAUCCAACGUCUCUCGGCGAGGCCCGGUGGGCCCCCGAGACUCCGUAUUACCGGGAUAGACUUUCCCCAGCCCGGUUUCCGUCCCGCGGAGCGGGUCAACGCCACCGGUCUUCGCCUCGAGAAGUACUGCCGGAAGUUCAACGUCCCGUUCGAGUUCAACGCGAUUGCCAAGAAAUGGGAGACUGUAGAGCUCGCGGAGCUCCGGCUAGAUCGGGACGACGACGUGGUAAUAGUCAACUGCCUGGACCGGCUCGGAAACGUGCCGGACGAGACGGUGGUGCCGGACAGCCCAAGGGACACUGUCCUCAGCCUGAUAAAGCACAUCAACCCGGACGUGUUCGUCCACGGGAUCGUCAACGGGGCCCACAGCGCCCCGUACUUCCCCACGCGGUUCCGGGAGACGCUCUUCCACUUCUCCUCGCUCUUCGACAUACUGGAAGAGACGGUGGCGCGCGAGGACGGCGACAGGCGGCUCUUUGAGGAGAUGGUGUUCGGGAGAGAAGCCCUGAAUGUGAUAGCUUGUGAGGGAACGGAGAGAGUUGAGAGGCCGGAGACGUACAAGCAGUGGCAAGUUAGAAGCAUCAGGGCUGGGUUCCGGCCGCUGCCGCUGGAUCAAGAGAUUGUCGAGUGUGUGAGGGAGAAGGUGAAAUCAGAGUACAACAAGAAUUUCUCGGUGGAUGAAGAUGGGAACUGGUUGCUGCAAGGAUGGAAGGGGAAGGUUCUUCAUGCUGUCUCCUAUUGGAAGCCUAGUAGUAACUAGUGGAAUAUUUCUUUGUUUUACUCCAUUUUAAGGUAAGUAAUAGAGUAAAUUCUCCAACAUAUUCAGUCCAUACCCAUCAAUUAUUUAAUCCCAAAUUAUUACUACCUCCGUCCCACUCUUUUUGUCCACUUUUGACUUUUGAAACUAUUCAUUUAAUCACUUUGACUCAUCAAAUUCUCUCAAUGUGUAAGCCUAAAUAUAGUCAUGUGUGAUCUUGUUUAAUUUGUCUUAACAUAUAGAUUAUUAAUAUAUACUUUCUAUAAUUUUUUAACAUACAAAUUACAAGAUAAAAUGGAUUAAAGUGCAUUGGAUGGUGUGCCAAAAGGUAAGUGGACAAAGAGAGUGGGACGGAGGGAGUAUAUUGUUUUACACAAAUAGUCUUUUGUUAACAUUUCCGUUAAUAACAUGGAUAUAUUUAUAUAUCCACACUUCUCUCUCUCUCUUCAAUUAAGCUUUCUCCGUCUUCUCGUACUUAUUCUCGAACCCGUUGUUGAGUAUGAAGCUCUAAACCCAAAACCAAAACGAUCACUUCUCUAUCAAUUGUUUGUCUUCUUGAAAGUUACUGGUUUCGAUUUUAGAUUCCACCAGGAAGACGAACAAUUGAUAGAGGAGUGAUUGUUUCGACUUUGGGUUCACAGAUUCGAACUCAGUGACAGAUUUGGGAAACGAUUGUUGCUAAAGGAGGGAGGAAGCUUAAUUAAGGAGAGAGAAGAGCGUGAAAUUACAAUUUUAUCCACGUUUUUAACGGAAAUGUUAACAAAAGACUACUUAAGGA